GGCCCUUCUCACCCUCCUCCCAGAAUCUACUUUACUCUUCUUCUCCUGUUCUCUGCACUUAUCAUUCAUACCAAUAUCAUAUCAGCAAGAUCCAGUUUAUUUGUUUUUUUACAGAAGAAAACAAGGUUUUUAAAUUUCUUCUUCAUUAUACAGAAGAAUGAAGUCAGCUGCACUAUAUUACACUGGGUGUGAAGAUCACCACUACCAACCUCAUUUUCUUGAUGCUUGCACUCUUUGCCAAAGGCCCUUGGCUCACAACAGUGACAUCUUCAUGUACAGAGGGGAUACACCAUUUUGUAGCGAAGAAUGCAGACAAGAGCAGAUAGAAAUGGAUGAAGCUAAUGAAAGAAAAUGGAAACUUUCUGCAUCAAAGAGAUCCUCACGAACAAAAACUGAAACCCCAACCAAAGAAACUGAUGCAAAUAAAGCUGUGAGAAAUGGCACAGUUGCAGUCGCUUGAAUCGAUUAAAUCAUGAAUGAGGAAGCGACAAGUCAAAAAAUUAAAUAAAAAAAGGGAAGAAAAUGGUUUCUGAUGCUGCAAGUAGUUUUACGAUAUGCAGAAAAAUAAGGAUGAAUUUCGACACCUUAAAAAAAAUCUUGUGUAAAGAUAUGAUGGGAAUCACGAAGAAGAUGAAGAGAGUGAAUCCCAUCAAACAAUUUUGUUGAAUCUUUUUUUUCUUUUUGCGGUUUCUAAUAUUUCCUUUUGUGAAAUAUUUGUGGAUGUAAAUUAAAUGGGCGUCCAUAUAUGGAAUCUGAGAUCUCUAAUCUUUGUAAUCUUCA
Messenger RNA from Nicotiana tabacum (common tobacco), 780 nucleotides. RefSeq names its product FCS-Like Zinc finger 3. Lineage: Eukaryota; Viridiplantae; Streptophyta; Magnoliopsida; Solanales; Solanaceae. Gene Ontology annotation, biological process: regulation of DNA-templated transcription. Gene Ontology annotation, molecular function: zinc ion binding. The record is from RefSeq and is a predicted model, not a curated record.